UGGUCUAAACAUGGCGAUUGGUUUUGUUGUUAAAUAUCAGUGAAAAUAGAAAAUGUUAAUAAAUAAAAAUGUUUAGAAAUCAAUUGAAUUGUUUUUAUACGCAAAUUGCCAUUGUUAUAUUAAUUAUAAAAACAUGCAUUAGUGAGCCACAAACGCCAUAUCUAGCACUGUUCAGUCCGAGAGACACGGAGUACACGGACGUGCUGGUGCGCCGCGUGCACGACAACCUGACGCUGGUGUGCGAAGUGCGCGGUGACCCGGCGCCCAGGGUGUUUGUGUGGAACUAUGUCGGCGACAACGGCACUGACGGGACCAGGUUCCUGACAACAGAGCCGUCUGGCACACCCGUGGGCAGCCGGCUGGAGAUCACAGACCUGCAGCUGGCGGACAGCGGCCACUACAUCUGCUCCGCGCCGCCCUUCAGCAGCACCAAGUAUGUGCUGGUGCAGCCUAAAGGGCCACACCACUGCGCGCGGGGCGCGUUCUGGUGCGGCGCGCGCUGCGUGCUGCCCGCCUACGUGUGCGACGGCCGCAAGGACUGCGUGCACGCCGAGGACGAGGCGCCGCCGCUCUGCGCGCCCGCACCCUGCGCGCGUGGGGACAAGCUGAACUGCUCGUCGGGGCGCUGCAUCCCCGAGGCGGCGUGCUGCCGGCCCGGCGCCGCGCUGUGUCGCCAGCCGGCGUGCUGCGACGAGCACUCGCGGUACUCCACGCUCGAAGGUUACGUGGAGGUGGAGUACCCGCCGCUGUUCGAGGACCGGCAUGCGCCAGACGAAUAUGGCUUCAUCCAGUCCACCAUAUACACUGUCACUGCGUGCGCGCUGAUCUUCAUGAUAGCGGUGGUGCUGCUGGUGUCCGCUCUGUGCAAGAUGCACAUGAAGCGCGCCGCGCUGCGCGGCUACGCCUCCGCGCACCGCGACACUGCGCAUCACUACGCCGCUCGCUACCCGCCCCGAUACGAAGCUGCGAGGCUUCUGGACCCGGGAGUCUCGUCCAGUCCCGUCAGGAAUGCGCACAACACUUCGGAGCUUCCCAGUCCAGACACGCCGUCGACGGUGGCGAGCGAGGCGCCCGAGGCCCCUCCGUACGGCGGGGGCUUCGGUCUCGCCAGGCUGUCCUCCAUAUUCUGCUCCCGGUAUCGACAGGUGCCGACCCAGUGCUGCGACGUGGAGAUGACGGCCGUGCGCGCGGCGUCGCUGAGCGCGUCGCCGCAGCGCGCGCCGCUCGACUACCGCUCGCCCGCCUGCUGCGACGGCGACCUGUACUACACCGACCCCGACCUCUCGCCCCGAGACCUCAACUACAUGGCCACGCCCGUCGAGUUCUUCCGGCGACGCACCUUCCGCAGGAACACCAUAGAUAGGGUGAUGGACCAGCUCAGUCAGGUGCAGCGGCCGCUAACGCUGCAGCUGGGCAGGUUCCACCUCAGCAUCCCGCGCUUCCGGCGCGAGGAGCCGCGCCCCGACACGCCCAACGUCGCCGAGAUCAACAUCGACGACCUGGACUUCGUGCGAGUGGCGGCCGACGACACCUACACCCUCAACGGCAGGACGAUAAGACUGCUGGGCGCGGAGUUGGAGAACUACCCCGUGCUGGACAACCGACCACCCCCCUACAACGAGGCCAUGAGGCACAAGUACGGCCCGCCCCCCGAGUACCUCAGCAGGGAAGGCAUAAACAACAACGAGACCGAGUCCGAAGCUCGGACUAACGUGGAAAUGCCUCCAUGCUACGAGGACCUAGCGUCCGGUGUGGAUUCUAACGCCAAUAUCGCCAAUAUCACCAUCAACGUUAUCGAUACCACCGAUAAUAACGUUAGCGAUAUCGCAAACGGUAACGUUAGCGAUAACGUUACAGACGGUAACGUCGCCGGUUAUAAUGUCACGGUUAACUCCAUUGCGGGGACUAACGUUACUUUUAAUAGUAUAAGCAGUAAUGCUACAGAAAAUCUUAUCGCAAACGGUAACGCUUCGGUUACAUCAAAUAAUAACGAUACUACCGUUAACGAUAACGAUUUGUUUGUCAGUAACGAUAACGUACCUGAAACGAUAAGUUCCGUUAUCGAUAACUUGCCAGCCAUCGAUAGUGAUGUGAACGCGAACGAAACGUUAUACAGCGGUAGUACAGCAAUCACUACAUAGUACAGAACUGACUGAUCGCCAUAUUAUAUAUUUUUAAAACGCGUAUCUGAAAAAGUACAGAGCGAAUCUUGUUUUUUUUUUUCAUUAAUACAAUGUGCCCUGUCAUAAAGUGCACAGUCGAAAGAAUGUGAAACUAGUCUCAAUCGUUAAAAAGAUCGAAAAAAUCACCAAAACAGACAAAUACUUUUCCAAAUUUUUUCAUUUUUUUUUUUAACAAUUUUGGUCCUAGUUUUACGUUCUUUAGUUUGUACACUUUAUGGCUGGACGCAAAGAGAUCUAUUUUACACUUAAACCCCCCGUGCGUAGCCGGGGCAGGCCAGGUAGCUAGUUUAAAAAAUAACGUUAUUUUCACGUUACUUUAAUUUGUAACGGUGUUUAAUCAGUGAGGUUAUGUUCUAAGGGAAACUUAAUUUUUAAGUGAUAUUAUUAUUAAUUAUAUUUUUAGGAUACACUUCUUUGACAUCUUCUUUAUAAUAUACUUUAAGUAUUAUAAAUAAUGAAAUUAUUGAAUUCUCAGCGAGUUCCGACUACGCCGUGCCGGGUUUUUACUUUUACAUUAACGUUUAAGGACUCUGAGGCACAACGCACACCAGCGGACUGGAGUGAAUAUCUCUUCACUCCGUCUGUACGCGACGGUCCUAAGAAAUCAAUUGCCAUAACCGUUUACACAGCCAGAUUCUUGUACUGGGUCCGUCUAAAUAUAAACAGCCAACUCCCGUCCUGUGUAUAUGUAAAAAGCGGUUAACUGCAAAAAGUCGUUUUUAAGUUUAUUACCACUUUUAGCAGUUACACACUUUUAGAGACUAUUGAACGAAUUUUUUAGUCAAUUUAGACGGUCAGGGAAGUGCCGCCCCGGUGUAAUGGGAACUCGUCAUUAAAUUAAUUCAAAUUAUUUAAUGAAGUAAGUUACAAUAACUAUUAUAAAUCCAUACUAAAUAUUAUGAUCUUAGACGGAGAUCUAUGUAGCGUACUUUGACUUUGCUUACAUUUAAGACACUGUUAAAACGAGACCGCCGCGUUAUACCGCUGGCAUAAAUCUGUCUCGUUUCACCUGAAACUUAAGUCUAAACAAAGUCAAAGUGCGCUCUAUGGACUUUAAUCCAAGUGCGAAAGUGUGUCUGUCUGUUACCUUUUCCCCGCGCUGAUCCGAUCUUGACGAUUUGACAGAUAGUUUGCGCCCUCGACGUGAGCUUAUGGUACCCGGCAGGAAAGUGAGAGGUAACGGUUUCUAGAGCGUUGUCUCUGUCGUUGAGACCUACAAAACGUCACGCAGGAGUGACAGAGACGACGCUCUACGAAGAAAUCUCUUUCUAAAGUUCGAAGUUGUAAUUUUUCCUUCUUUUUGGUUUGGCGGCUAUGCAGGGCACUUUACAGUUGCCGAUCUAUUGUGAUCGCCACCGUUUACAGUUCUCGUCCAAUACUGAUUGCUGCCAGGAACAGCAGCAGCUUCUUGACCGAUUAAGAAAGUUCCAAAAAAUCAAAGUAAACUUGAAUCCUCGCAGACAAAGUCGCAGGUAUCAGCUAGUAAGUAACACAUAGACAAGUUAUUAAUAAAUAAGUGCCUUAAACAAUGAAACUCAACUAGUCAAACACCACGGCUUUGCUCACUGUUGUAACGAUCACCACCCUAGUUGUAUGUUUAAAUAUUGACACUUCGCACCAGUUAUUGAUACUAGUGACAAUUUUAGGGCAAAAAAUACUGUACCUAUCAUUCUGUUGUUCUUUUGCUGAAAACCAGCUAACUACAAAUAAGUGGUUUUAAAUACAUAUCAAAAAUUGCGGAAUGGGCGGGAUUUGAUAUGUAAUUAAAAUUACUUAUUAAUAACCUUGAAGGGUAGAAACCCUAUCAAAAAAUUUUGAAUAUAAAAAAGUAGUUUUUAAAUUAUCGCCAAAAAAAACAGGAAUUUUGAAAAACUGAUUUACUAAAGAAGAAUGUACCACCCAGGUUUUUAUCUUAAUCUCUAAAUAUUAGUUUAUAUCUAAAUACCCAUGUUUUUGUGAAUAACUCACAAACUGCUUUUUGCAGUUAACUGCUUUUUGGGGGUUAACUUGCAAACUGUUUGUGCAGUUAGCCGCUGUUUGGAAAUAACUUGCAAACUAUUUAUUGCAAUUUUUGGGGAACAAAAUACUUUUUGCAGUUUGCCGUUUUUUGGGGAUACGAGCCAUCUCUUUAGAGUAUUUUCGUAUUUACGUAAUACGCAGUGGCGUGCAAGUCACAGAGGCAUAAAAGCUCUGCUUAUCCUAGUUGAAUUAUUUUAAUACUCAUAAUGACCUGCCACUAAAUAUAGGUAACCUAACUAAUGUCUACUCUACACGCCACUGGCAAAAUGUAAAAACCGAUCAAGUGCGAGUCGGAGUCGCACACGAAGGGUUCCGUAUAUCGUAUAAGAGUAUGUACUUUUUUUUAUAUGGCGGCCAUUUAAAAAUUUU
Maniola jurtina (meadow brown) is the source of this 4571-nucleotide messenger RNA. RefSeq lists its product as uncharacterized. The record is from RefSeq and is a predicted model, not a curated record. Gene Ontology annotation, molecular function: protein binding. The transcript is spliced from 11 exons. The coding region runs from base 69 to 2141 and encodes 690 amino acids. NCBI's taxonomy places the organism in Eukaryota, Metazoa, Arthropoda, Insecta, Lepidoptera, Nymphalidae.